CGUACCAAACUUACCGCAGCGUACCAAACUUACCGCAGCGUACCAAACUUACCGCAGUGUACCAAACUUACUGCAGCGUACCAAACUUACCGCAGCGUACCAAACUUACCGCAGUGUACCAAACUUACCGCAGUGUACCAAACUUACCGCAGCGUACCAAACUUACCGCAGCAUACCAAACUUACCACAGCAUACCAAACUUACCGCAGCGUACCAAACUUACCACAGCGCAUCAAACUUACCGCAGCAUACCAAACUUACCACAGCGCAUCAAACUUACCACAGCAUACCAAAUUUACCGCAGCGUACCAAACUUACCACAGCAUACCAAACUUACCGCAGUGUACCAAACUUACCGCAGCGUACCAAUCUUACCACUGGGUACCAAACUUUCCGCAGUGUACCAAACUUACCGCAGUGUACCAAACUUACCACAGCGUACCAAACUUACCGCAGCGUACCAAACUUACCACAGCGCAUCAAACUUACCACAGCAUACCAAACUUACCGCAGCGUACCAAACUUACCACAGCGCAUCAAACUUACCACAGCAUACCAAACUUACCGCACCGUACCAAACUUACCACAGCGCAUCAAACUUACCUCAGCGUACCAAACUUACCUCAGCCGUACCAAACUGACCUCAGCGUACCAAACUUACCUCAGCGUACCAAACUUACCGCACCGUACCAAACUUACCGCAGCGUACCAAACUUACCGCAGCGUACCAAACUUACCGCAGCGUACCAAACUUACCUCAGCGUACCAAACUUACCUCAGCGUACCAAACUUACCUCAGCGUACCAAACUUACCUCAGCGUACCAAACUUACCGCAGCGUACCAAACUUACCUCAGCGUACCAAACUUACCUCAGCGUACCAAACUUACCUCAGCGUACCAAACUUACCUCAACGUACCAAACUUACCUCAGCGUACCAAACUUACCUCAACGUACCAAACUUACCUCAGCGUACCAAACUUACCUCAGCGUACCAAACUUACCUCAGCGUACCAAACUUACCUCAACGUACCAAACUUACCGCAGCAUACCAAACUUACCUCAGCGUACCAAACUUACCGCAGCGUACCAAACUUACCUCAGCGUACCAAACUUACCGCAGCGUACCAAACUUACCUCAGCGUACCAAACUUACCGCAGCGUACCAAACUGACCUCAGCGUACCAAACUUACCUCAACGUACCAAACUUACCUCAGCGUACCAAACUUACCUCAGCGUACCAAACUUACCUCAGCGUACCAAACUUACCUCAACGUACCAAACUUACCUCAGCGUACCAAACUUACCUCAGCGUACCAAACUUACCACAGCGUACCAAACUUACCUCAGCAUACCAAACUUACCUCAGCGUACCAAACUUACCUCAGCGUACCAAACUUACCUCAACGUACCAAACUUACCUCAGCGUACCAAACUUACCUCAGCGUACCAAACUUACCUCAGCGUACCAAACUUACCUCAGCGUACCAAACUUACCUCAGCGUACCAAACUUACCGCAGCGUACCAAACUUACCUCAGCGUACCAAACUUACCGCAGCGUACCAAACUUACCUCAGCGUACCAAACUUACCUCAGCGUACCAAACUUACCUCAGCGUACCAAACUUACCGCAGCGUACCAAACUUACCUCAGCGUACCAAACUUACCGCAGCGUACCAAACUUAUCGCAGCGUACCAAACUUACCACAGCGUACCAAACUUACCUCAGCAUACCAAACUUACCUCAGCGUACCAAACUUACCUCAGCGUACCAAACUUACCUCAACGUACCAAACUUACCGCAGCGUACCAAACUUACCGCAGCGUACCAAACUUACCUCAGCGUACCAAACUUACCGCAGCGUACCAAACUUACCGCAGCGUACCAAACUUACCGCAGCGUACCAAACUUACCACAGCGUACCAAACUUACGUCAGCGUACCAAACUUACCACAGCGUACCAAACUUACCUCACCGUACCAAGCUGA
This is a messenger RNA of Procambarus clarkii (red swamp crayfish), 1990 nucleotides long. The record is from RefSeq and is a predicted model, not a curated record. Lineage: Eukaryota; Metazoa; Arthropoda; Malacostraca; Decapoda; Cambaridae.